Messenger RNA from Thecamonas trahens ATCC 50062, 975 nucleotides. Its product is annotated as PE-PGRS family protein. Gene Ontology annotation, biological process: translational termination. The transcript has 2 exons. NCBI's taxonomy places the organism in Eukaryota, Apusomonadida, Apusomonadidae. The record is from RefSeq and is a predicted model, not a curated record. Bases 1 to 975 code for a protein of 324 amino acids. Gene Ontology annotation, molecular function: translation release factor activity.
AUGCUGCUCGAUCGGGCGCGACAAGUGGUCAUCAUGGGCAUGCGGAUACAGCAGACGAGUGUGGGCCGAGCCCAGGGGGCUGCUGCCGCCGCGGCAGCCACCGAGGUCUCCGAGUGGCUGGCACUGGUUGCCGAGGUGGCGAAAGAGGCGUCGGCGUUGUCUGGUGCGAACAGAGAGGCUGGGGCUGAGGCCGAGGCUGAUGCCUCCGCCGGGCUCGCCGACGCUAUUGCGACGGCCGAAGACGCCCAGAUUGACGAGAUGUACCAUUUGGCGCUGGAUGAGGCGGCGUGUCCGGGCGGCGGCGGCGGCGGAGCGUAUGUGGCGAUCGCGCCGGGUGCAGGAGGGGCGGAUGCCGGCGAGUGGGCGCAGAUGCUGGGCGCGAUGUAUCUGCGAUGGCACGGGCGACACGCGCGCGGGCGUGAUGCCUCGCAGGCGGCAUGCAAUGCAGCCGGGGCCCAUGGCGUCGAUCUUGUGCUUCCGGGCGUGCGGGCCGAGGGCUGGCUGGCGCACGAGACGGGCGUCCACAAGCUGGUCCGCCGCUCGCCCUUUGCCAGCGGGCGGCGGCACACCUCGUUUGCCUCUGUACGAGUCCUCCCACUGCCUGGCGAGGCUGCGCGCGGCCCCGACGGUGACUCGCUCCUUGCCUCGCCCGACGUGAGGGUUGAGACGUUCCGGGCGUCGGGGCCGGGCGGGCAGAGCGUGAACACCACCGACUCGGCCGUCCGCCUCACCCACCUGCCGACCGGCAUCUCGGCCGUCGCCGCCGAUCGCUCGCAGGGUGGGAACAAGCGGACAGCAGCACGGACGCUGGCUGCCAAACUAGCUGCUGCCGCCGCCGAUGCUGCCGCCGCCGACUCGGCUGCCGCCUAUGCCGCUCUGGAUCGCAAUGCUUUUGGUUCGGGUGGUGUGGUGCGGUCGUACGUGCUCGACCCGUACACCAUGCAUCAAGACGCCACUGGUCCACGAUGUGCUUGA